CUCUCACACUCCUCUACGGCCACGACUCCGGGGGUGGGGAAAGAGAGCGCCGGCUUCCUUCCCCAAGAAGCCCUGGAGGUUCCUUCUGACAACUCUGCGAAGGGGAAAGGGGUGUGAGACCCAAGCAGACCCCCAACUCCAACCCCGCACACGAGGUGGCUGCUCCACACUGCACACUAGGGGGGCCCAUUGGUUUCCGGGUCUCUUUCUCCUCUCUCCCUUCCCUCUGUCCCUUUCAUCCUCUCCCGCGAACAUGUCCACCGGCUCCCUCAGCGACGUGGAGGACCUCCAAGAAGUGGAGAUGCUGGACUGCGACGGGCUGAAAAUGGACUCGAACAAGGAGUUUGUGACUUCCAACGAGAGCACCGAGGAGAGCUCCAACUGCGAGACUGGGUCUCCCCAAAAGGGCCGCGGCGGCCUGGGCAAGAGGAGAAAGGCGCCCACCAAGAAGAGCCCCUUGAGCGGGGUCAGCCAGGAGGGGAAACAGGUCCAGCGCAACGCCGCCAACGCGCGCGAGCGGGCCCGGAUGCGGGUGCUGAGCAAGGCCUUCUCCAGGCUCAAGACCACCCUGCCCUGGGUGCCCCCGGACACCAAGCUCUCCAAGCUGGACACGCUCAGGCUGGCGUCCAGCUACAUCGCCCACCUGAGGCAGAUCCUGGCUAACGACAAAUACGAGAACGGUUACAUCCACCCGGUCAACCUGACGUGGCCCUUUAUGGUGGCCGGGAAACCAGAGAGUGACCUGAAAGAAGUGGUGAGCGCGAGCCGCUUAUGUGGAACCACGGCGUCCUGACCUUGGAGGUGCGAGUCUGGGAAAGGCGUGCUCCCCGGGAACACGGGCCCGGGAAGGCGGCCCCUGCCCUCCCUGCUCCCUGUCUCUGCUUCCCCCCGCAAAGCUCCUCUCUCUGUCCCACCCUGCGAGAACACUUUACAGCGACGAGGAGAUUCGUUUCCAAACCAGAGGAGAUCAAUUGUACUUACAAAGAUUCCCAUCUAUUUAACUUUAUUAAUUCGUACCGUGAAUGACUCUGCGAGCCUUGCUGGUCCAAGUGCAAUAUGUAAUUAUAAAUAUAUGAAUAGAUAAGAA
Messenger RNA from Pteronotus mesoamericanus, 1087 nucleotides. It is a transcript of the gene TCF21, whose product is annotated as transcription factor 21. Gene Ontology annotation, molecular function: DNA-binding transcription factor activity, RNA polymerase II-specific; protein dimerization activity; RNA polymerase II transcription regulatory region sequence-specific DNA binding. Gene Ontology annotation, biological process: developmental process; regulation of transcription by RNA polymerase II. The record is from RefSeq and is a predicted model, not a curated record. NCBI's taxonomy places the organism in Eukaryota, Metazoa, Chordata, Mammalia, Chiroptera, Mormoopidae. The transcript is spliced from 2 exons. The coding region runs from base 254 to 793 and encodes 179 amino acids.